This is a messenger RNA of Toxotes jaculatrix (banded archerfish), 4973 nucleotides long. RefSeq names its product netrin g2a (gene ntng2a). The record is from RefSeq and is a predicted model, not a curated record. Lineage: Eukaryota; Metazoa; Chordata; Actinopteri; Toxotidae. The coding region runs from base 451 to 4206 and encodes 1251 amino acids. The transcript has 13 exons.
AAGUGUUUCAGCCGUUCGCUGACUGACGCACUGAGAAUCUACCGUGUGGAAAAAUGCCUGUGUUUUGUGUAGUUUACCGGCGCUCAGAUCGUUCCAAUGGAGAACAGGAAAAAAGCUAUUAUAGGGUACCAAAGGUAGUCACCCACAAAGGUGAGAAAUAUAAACAACUUACAGAACAACGCUGUAAAAGGUGGAUCUUAAAUGUAGGUCUGCGGUCGGGAGGAGCGGUCUUCUAACGCCGUGUCUGCAGUGACCACUUCGUCAAAGACAGGAAGUCGGCCGGACCACCUGAGGGAGGCUCAGGUGAUGUCAUGGAUGGAUGGUAACCAAGGCCACGACUCUGUAACCAUGACAACAACCUGUUUGAAGAGAGUCAGACAGAACCGGAACAGAACCUGUUGACAUGUGACUUCCUGAUGAACUUCCUGUCUGUCUGACGCUCAGUCCACCAUGUCCCUCCCCUUCCUCCCCCUCCUCGUCCUGUUGCCAGCGUUGGGCCGGUGUCAGCCCGAAGGCCAGUUUGACGUGUGUCGGUCUCUGCGCAGUUCAGAGGCGGGGCCGGGCUGGGAGUUCUACGCCUGUCAGCCUCCACCCGCCAACAUGAAGGAAGUGAUGCAGAUCAGAGUCGACCCCCCUGGGAUCACCUGUGGAAACCCACCUGAGAGAUUCUGCACACUGGAGAACCCGUACCUGUGCAGUGAUGAAUGUGACGCGUCCAGCCCCGACCUGUCUCACCCUCCUCAGCUGAUGGGAGACAGGGAGAGGGGGGGCCUCAUCACCUAUUGGCAGACGGUCACAUGGUCCAGGUAUCCUGAGCCACUGUUGGCUAACAUUACUCUGUCCUGGAACAAGAGUCUGGAGGUGGUCGAUGACAUCGCCGUCACCUUCGAGUACGGCCGACCAACCAGCAUGGUGCUGGAGAAGUCCAUGGACAAAGGUGUAACGUGGCAGCCGUAUCAGUACUACGCUGAUGACUGUCUGGAGGCGUUUGGCAUGUCACCGAAACAAGUCUCUGAUUUAGCACCGAGUAAUUUAACCCGGGUUAUCUGCACUGAGCAGUACUCCCGCUGGGUCGGAGCCAAGGAGGAGAAGGUCGUGGUGUUUGAGGUGCGCGCUCGGUUUGGGGUGUUUGCUGGUCCGAAGCUGAUCAACAUGGAUGCUCUGUACACCCGGAUGGAGACCAUGAAGGGUCUGAGAGACUUCUUCACCUUCACCAACCUCCGCCUGAGACUUCUCCGUCCAGCCCUGGGAGGGACCUACGUCCAAAGAGAUAACCUGCUGAAGUACUUCUACGCCAUCUCCAACAUCGAUGUACCUGCCAGGUGUAAGUGUAACUUACAUGCAUCUCAGUGUGUGUUACGAGAUGCGACGCUGCAGUGUGAGUGCGACCACAACACGACGGGACAGGACUGUCAGCGCUGCAGCCGAGGGUUCAGAUCCAGCAGCUGGAGACCUGGAUCAUACCUGCCCCUGCCCAAAGGCACGGCCAACACCUGUGAAGCAGCAGAAACAGCUGCCACCUCAGCCUCAUCAGAUGGAGUGACUGACCCUACUACUGCUACAACUACUGACACUACCACAACUGGUGCCACUAUAACUGACAGUACUACCCCUACUGACACUAUUGCUACUACUGACACUGCUGCAACUAUUGGCAGUACCACUUCCACUACUGACACUAUUACUAGUAGUUCUACAACUACUUUUACUUACACGUUGAUUAGUGAUGCAGGAAGAGCUCUUCCUGUCACAGAUACAGCCAGUACUUCUACCACCACUGAAACAUUAAGAAUUACUAUUGAAGAAACAAGUACCAGUAGUGAUACUACAUCAUUAUUCUACACUAAUAGUAUUCCUACUAUCAGUACUUCCAUGGCUGAUACUAAUUUUAUAACUUAUUUCACUAGCACUAGUGAUACUGACGGCUUCCCUGGUGUAGCAUCGACUACUACAGCUGACACUGGUACUACAAUGUUUACUGCUGUCAGUAGUACUGUUAGUACUGUUACUGUCAGUACUGCAGGUUUUGACACGUUUCCAGACUUUAGCGGGACAGCAGGACCAGCAGUGAACACAGCUCCAUCCAGCAGUCCAACACCGAAGACUGGAGACACUCUGUCCAAACCAACUCCCACAGUACCAGACACCACCAUUCCCAGUACUAUUAGCACUUCCAGUUCCACCAGUAACACCAAUGCAACCAGCCCCACCAGCCCAGGCUGCAUUACUGGCUCUGAGGUGUCUAUUUCUGACCCUGUGACUCCACCCUCUGACUCCAUCUCCUCACCAGACAGCACAGACUCCGCCCUCUCUGGGACUGGUACUACCAACCUGAUCACCAGUACUACCUCAUCUGCUGAUGGUACUACACCAACCAGAGUCCUGCCUCUAACAGCCAUGCCAGAAGUAACCCCACCCACUGAUAGGGCGCCAUCUGAAGAUUCUCCAUCCAUUGCAUCAGCCCCAACCAGUCAGACCAGAGAUGCUUCACCCACAGCAGAAGCUGCCACAACUUCUCCUAAUGUUCCUCCAGACAUUCUGAUAGAUAUACCGCCCCCAGAUAUACCUCCUCCAGAUGUACCACCCCCAGAUGUACCGCCCCCAGAUAUACCGCCCCCAGAUGUACCUCGUCCAGAUGUACCACCCCCAGAUGUACCGCCCCCAGAUAUACCGCCCCAAGAUGUACCGCCCCCAGAUGUACCUCCUCCAGAUGUACCGCCCCCAGAUGUACCGCCCCCAGAUGUACCUCCUCCAGAUGUACCUCCAGAAGUGCCAUCAUCUACGACUCCAGACUCUGUGAUAGAUGUACCUCCUCCUGAUGUACCACCUCCUGAUCUUCCUUCUCCUGAUGUAUCAUCUCCAGAUGUACCACCUUCUGAUGUAUCCUCUCCUGAUGUACCUCCUCCAGAUGUUCCUCCAGAAGUGCCAUCCUCUAGGACUCCAGACUCUGUGAUAGAUGUACCCUCUCCUGAUGGAGCACCUCCUGAGGUAUCUCCUCCUGAUGCUCCUCCUACAGCUCCCGAUGCUCCUGUAGAAUCCCUGUUACCUCCCUCUGAAGAAGGAGGUGAUGCUGCACCAGACACAAGCUCCACCACCUUGAAUCGGACUGACCCUUCAGUUGAUUUGGCCCCUGUGGACUUCAGCUUCCCUUUUCCAGAAGAUACAAAUUCAGUUGAACCUGGACCAGAUUCUGGAUCAGAUACUGGACAAAUUUCUGGACCACUGCUUUUCGGUGAUCCUGGGAUCAUUCCAGGAGAUUUCAGUGGAUCUGUUGAUGCUCCUACAUCAAAUUCAGUUGAUUCUGGGUUGGAUUCCAUCACAGCAGGACCAGGCACAGGGGAAAGGCAAAACAGUGGAUCAGAAUCAACUAGACCAGAUUUUCCUGCACCAGAUCGUGCAAGUUCUGGUCUGGAAUCUGGACCAGAUUCUCUUCCAGUGGUAGAUGAUCCAAGAGUAGGUUUGUUUCCUUCAGAAGCUCAGAAGGAAGGAACGUCUGGAAAGGAGUCAGCUGCUAGUGGACUAUCAGGAUGGUCAGAGUCCAGUGAAAAGAAAGACUCUAAACAAGAAAACACAGGAGAGCAGAAAGAGGAGAAAGCGACCCAGAAGAUUUUGAUCCCAGGAGGACCAAAAUUCAGUCAGCUGUCCAAAAUUGCCUACGUCACCUUCCAGGACUGCGAGUGUAACGGUCACUCCAACCGCUGCAGCUACAUCGACUUCAUCAAUGUGGUCACGUGUGUGAGCUGUAAACACAACACGCGAGGACAGAACUGUCAGUAUUGUCGCCUCGGUUACUAUAGAAACUCCUCACUGUCGCUUGAUGAUGAGAAUGUCUGUGUGGAGUGUCAGUGUGACACAGACAGCAGUGUUUCUCCUCACUGCUCUGAUUCUGGGCUCUGUCAGUGUAAAGAAGGAGCCACAGGGAGGCGCUGUGACUCCUGUUUACCUGGAUACACCUGGAGAGGAAGCAAGGCCGGCUGCACAGUGAACGUUUGUGAUGAGGAGCGUUUGAUUUGUCAGAACGGAGGAACCUGCGUUGACUUCCAGCGCUGCAUUUGUCCGGAUAACUUCACAGGUUCAUUCUGUGAGCAGAGCAUCUGUCUGAAGAAGAAAGGUUGCCUCACCGAUGCCGAAGGCUCCUCCUCCUCCUCUCUAACCUCACACCUUCACCUGCUGACUCUUAGUCUCAUUAUCUCCACCUUCUGCUGACCCCACCCAGUGACGUGAGGCCACUCCCACUGCUGAUAAAUACUUAACACAAUAUAAAAACGCAGAAGUUUAUUGUUUACUGAUUGUUGUUUCUAUUUUUUUCUUUUCACUGAACUCAGCCUGUUACCUGUUGCAACAGGACAUGACAUCAUGUCAGGCUGAUUCACCUGUGAAGGUGUUUCCAUCCCCGUUAAUCAGACUUGUUGACUGUGUGUAACUGUUUCAUAGGUAAACUAAUAAGACAAAGACAGUUUCCUCCUUCAGUCGUGGACAGAAGGCGAGCUGGUGUUUGUGGAGUAUUCCACACGCGUCACUCACACUGUCAAACUCACGACGGCCAGUUAAAAAAAAAGACAUGAAUUGAUGCGGCAGAACCACAGAUAAUCGCCCCUACAUCGCCCACAAUGCACCUGGACCUCACACUGAGGGGAGAUCACACAUCCAAGUCGAACACAAGCUUAACCUGCACGUGUGAGCGGGACAGUUUGUCUCUGCAGCUCUGAGGUAAAGUGCUGAGAACCUCAGUGCUGCCUUCUGAUUGGUCGGUCUCUGUCAAGGUCACAGAUCCUGCUCAAGACUGAUGACCUCACACUCACACAGUAACCACAGAAACGGUCACCAUGGAGACAGACUUGUUGCUAUUGAACCUUUUUUUUUUUUUUUUUUUUUUUUUUUACAGUUUGAUGUUUGUGUUAGAUGUAAAAGGUUAAAGGUCAAAGAAUCAUGACCUCAACAACCUGAAGAAAUAAAGAUGUAAAUGAUCUGAA